Notechis scutatus (mainland tiger snake) is the source of this 399-nucleotide messenger RNA. Lineage: Eukaryota; Metazoa; Chordata; Lepidosauria; Squamata; Elapidae. The record is from RefSeq and is a predicted model, not a curated record.
AUGGAACUCUACUACGGCAUCGACGACAACACCAAAAAGCUGGCGGACUACAUCAUCAUCGACAAGGAGGCCUUCACAGAGAACGGGGAGUGGGCCAUCCAACGGCCCCCGGCCCGCAUUGUCCUGGCCGCCACGGACGGGCUGGAGGCGCCGGGCUUCUCCGAGAUCCACUACUUCCUCAUCAUCCAGCGUAAGCCCCUCUUCUACGUCAUCAACAUCAUCGUGCCCUGCGUGCUCAUUUCCUCCUUGGUCGUCCUGGUCUACUUCCUGCCUGCCCAGGCCGGUGGCCAGAAGUGUACGGUCAGCAUCUCGGUCCUCCUGGCCCAGACCGUCUUCCUCUUCCUGAUUGCCCAGAAGGUGCCCGCUACGUCCCUCGCUGUCCCGCUCAUCGGCAAGUGA